Dichomitus squalens LYAD-421 SS1 is the source of this 2425-nucleotide messenger RNA. Its product is annotated as family S53 protease-like protein. The record is from RefSeq and is a predicted model, not a curated record. Bases 731 to 2425 code for a protein of 564 amino acids. Gene Ontology annotation, molecular function: tripeptidyl-peptidase activity; serine-type endopeptidase activity. Gene Ontology annotation, biological process: proteolysis. The transcript has 9 exons. NCBI's taxonomy places the organism in Eukaryota, Fungi, Basidiomycota, Agaricomycetes, Polyporales, Polyporaceae.
CUCUCACGAUGAUAGCGGUUCACGCGCGAAGUUCAAUAGACGGUGCGGCAGCCAUCUUCCCAGCCAGUACUGAUACCAUCUUCCGAUACGCUCCACAGACUUCGACGCUGCAUAGAGUUCGAUAGAGAUGACAUUGAUGAUGCUUCUCUACGUCCGCGCUCGAAAGUUCCGUGAUCGAGACUACGAGUUUACAUCCCCGUGGUCGGGCUUCUUCGAUGGCACGUACGCGCGAUAAGAGGGCCUCCCCCUGGGUCCCGUGCUAGGCCCACGCGAGGCUCCGUCAGAGAUCCACUCAUCUUCUAACUUCUAACAGGCAGAUGACUGGCCGCAAACCUACUUUCUCAAUGCCGCAUGCAGCAGCUCUCACAGUGCGUUGCUGAUGAGAAAGAGGUACCAAUAACCGGCACUCGUCCAUACUGUGCUGGAAGCAUGUCCUCCUCAACGGGGUCACCUUGCCCAACAGGAAACACCGACAGAUGUCCCGAUAGCUUUCCGGCAAAUCUCACACGAGAAUCAACGGCGCCGCGUGGGGAACGCCUGCUCUGUGGUUCUCUGCUCGCCUGCUUCCAUGCGUUCGUUGCACUGUCCCCGGACCGCCUGACCAGUAUCGAAGGUGCACUGACAUCGCCUUGGCGCGCUACAUGGCUAUAAAAGUGGAUGUCCUUCAGUAUGACUUCCUUACGAGCAUACUAGCUCUCGGUCGUCCUUGGACUCUCGGUCUCCUGUCGCCAUGUUCUCCAAGGCCCUCGUUGUGAUCUGCUUCGCCGCAGUUGCCCUCGGCAAGCCCGUCGCCCGCAGCUUGCAGGUGCACGAGACCCGCGAGCAGGUCCCCGCCGCAUUCUCGUUGGCCGGUCCUGCUUCUCCGGACACCAUGCUGAAUCUGCGCAUCGCGCUCGUUUCGAGCGACAUGGCGGGUCUGGAGAAGGCGCUGUACGACGUCAGUACUCCCGGCAGCGCACUCUACGGACAGCACCUUAGCAAGGAAGAGGUGGAGCAGUUCGUCGCCCCAACAUCGGAGACUGUAGACGCGGUCACCUCUUGGCUGAAGGAGAACGACGUCGAAGCCGCGAAGGCUUCUCCAGCCGGCGACUGGUUGAGCAUCUCGAUCCCAGUCAGCAAGGCCAACGAGCUCUUCGACGCUAACUUCUCGGUCUUCACGCACUCCAAGACUGGCACGCAGUCGAUCCGCACGCUCACGUACUCCAUCCCCACUGAUCUCAAGAACAAGCUCGAUUUUGUACACCCCACCACCGUCUUUGCGCAGCCAUUCUCUGGCCCUCAAUUCCACACCCCGAUUCUGACCCCUGCAGUUAACGUAACGUCAGAUGCCGUUCCCUCAUCGUGCGGUUCCACUAUUACUCCGGCCUGCUUGCAAGCGCUCUACGGCAUCCCAACCACGAGCAACGCGAUCUCAUCCAAUGUUUUGGGAGUCAGCGGCUUCAUCGACCAAUUCGCCCAGAAGGCUGACCUUAAGAGCUUCCUCUCUCGCCUACGUACUGACCUCCCGUCGACAACCACAUUCACGCUCCAGACCCUCGAUGGCGGUGAAAACCCACAAAGCGCAAGCGACGCCGGUAUCGAAGCUAACCUUGAUAUCCAAUACACCGUCGGCGUCGCAUCAAAGGUCCCAGUCAACUUCAUCUCUGUCGGCGACAACAACCAGGAUGGCAUCAAUGGUUUCCUCGACAUCAUCCAAUUCCUCCUCAACGAGUCUACCCCCCCUACCGUUCUCACGACCAGCUACGGCUUCAACGAGCCCGACCUGACAUCUAGCGUCGCAAACAACCUCUGCAAUGCUUACAUGCAGCUCGGAGCUCGCGGCACGUCCAUCCUCUUCGCGUCUGGUGAUGGGGGUGUCUCCGGCUCGCAGAGCCAAAGCUGCACCACGUUCAUACCGACCUUCCCCUCGGGAUGCCCCUUCUUGACUUCCGUUGGCGCCACGACCGGCAUCACCGAGACUGCGGCGGACUUUUCCUCUGGUGGCUUCUCCGCCAUCUUCUCGCAGCCGUCUUACCAAUCCUCCGCCGUCUCGACCUACCUCACCGCACUCGGCAGCACCAACUCCGGCAAGUUCACCAAGACCGGCCGCGCGUUCCCCGACGUCUCCGCGCAGGGCGAGAACGUCGAGAUCGCGGACGGCGGCGAGUUCGGGACCGUCGACGGCACGUCGUGCUCCAGCCCGAUCUUCGCUAGCGUCAUCGCUCUCCUGAACGACAACCGUGCCGCCGCUGGCAAGGCCCCGCUCGGCUUCCUCAACCCCUUCCUCUACUCCGCCGCCGGGACGGCGGCGUUGAACGACGUCACCACCGGAAGCAACCCAGGUUGCAACACCAAUGGCUUCCCCGCCAAGGCUGGCUGGGACCCGGUCACUGGUCUCGGUACCCCGAACUUCGCUAAGCUCCUAUCGGCGACUGCCAAUUUGUGA